GUUAUCAACUUGUACAAAGCAUGCAAGCAUGUUGAGAUUAGAAAAAAUAGGUUAUGUUUUUGCCUCUAGUGUUUUUUUACCAAACACCAUUUUUACUCAUCUUCAAGUAUUUUGUCCAGAAAUAAUUAUUGUAUUUGCAUAUAAUAUUAACAAAAUUAAUAGAUCAAUUUCAAAGUAAGAGUGUAUUGUACGGUAAAGGAAAAAUGACAAUAGAUUUGCAAAACUUUGUCUAUUAAAGUAUCACAUUCUAGUUGAUAAAAUGAAGUUAUCAAUAAGUAAAGAUGAUCAGAGCUCCUGUUCACUCACUGAGGUCUUUCUACAAGCAAGCACUAACUUAUCGAGCCAUGGCAGAUUUAUUGAAUAAGGAAACAUUUGCCUCAAGACCUCUCCGAGUGUCAAUUGAAGGAAAUGUUGGUUGCGGUAAAUCAACACUGAUCAAGUACUUCAAGAAUUUUGACGAAAUCGAUGCUAAAUCUGAGCCAUUAGAUGAAUGGAGAAAUGUGCAAGGUCACAAUCUCCUGCAUCUUCUGUACGCCGACCAGAAGAGAUGGAAUUUCACGUUUCAACUGUACGUUCAACUCAGCCGACUCAACCUGCAAACUACUCAAUCUGACAAGAAGAUUCAACUCUUUGAACGAUCACUUCAAAACAGCAGACACUGUUUUGUUGUAUAAGACCAGCCACUAACAUAACGUUCCACC
Molecule: messenger RNA, 701 nt
Organism: Nilaparvata lugens (brown planthopper)
Lineage: Eukaryota; Metazoa; Arthropoda; Insecta; Hemiptera; Delphacidae
Product: deoxynucleoside kinase
Exons: 4
Coding region: 282-674 (130 amino acids)
Cellular component (GO): mitochondrion; cytoplasm
Molecular function (GO): deoxynucleoside kinase activity
Source: RefSeq, a predicted model, not a curated record